CGUGUGUGUGCGUGCGCGUGUUCCAAAUCUGUUGUAUGUGUUGUAUAUAAACUCCCGUUCGAAUGGAGACCGGUUUUCCGACCGGGCAGAGGCUGCGGUUUCCUCUCCCCCACCCUGCCCAUUGUUUCCCGCGCCGCGCAGAUCGCAGUCGCGAUGCGAGAGGAACGUCGGAGCGGCCGCCUGUCCCCCCUUUCCAAUUAUAGAUGGAUCAUUACGGAGCGCGCAGGAGUAAGAAGCCAGCUGCCCGCUCUGCACAUGAAUGCAUUCGCCUCCUAGAGAGCCGCCCGCCAUCAUGCUCUGGAAACUGGUGGAGAACGUCAAGUACGAGGAUAUCUACGAGGACCGGCACGACGGCGUCCCCGGACACAGCUCCCGCCUCUCGCAGCUGGGCUCGGUCUCGCAGGGGCCCUACUCCAGCGCCCCGCCGCUCUCGCACACCCCGUCGUCGGACUUCCAGCCGCCCUACUUCCCGCCGCCCUACCAGCCGCUCCCCUACCACCAGAGCCAGGACCCCUACUCCCACGUCAACGACCCCUACGCCCUGAACCCCCUCCACCAGCCCCAGCAGCACCCAGGGGGACAGCGGCAGCGCCAGGAGGUGGGCGCCGACGCCGGCUCGCUCCUGCCCCAGCCGCGGGCCUCCCUGCCGCAGCUCUCCGGCCUCGACCCCCGGCGGGACUACCACGCCGUCCGGCGGCCCGACGUCCUGCUCCACUCCGCCCACCACGGCCUGGACUCCGGCAUGGGGGACGCCCUCUCGCUCCACGGCCUCGGACACCCCGGCAUGGAGGACGUCCAGGCGGUGGAAGAUGCAAAUAACAGCGGCAUGAACCUGUUGGAUCAAUCCGUCAUCAAAAAAGUUCCGGUUCCUCCGAAAUCCGUUACUUCCCUGAUGAUGAACAAAGAUGGCUUCCUGGGAGGCAUGUCGGUGAACACGGGAGAAGUGUUCUGCUCGGUCCCAGGGCGCCUGUCCCUGCUCAGUUCCACGUCCAAGUACAAAGUGACGGUGGGGGAAGUUCAACGGCGCCUCUCUCCGCCCGAAUGUUUGAACGCCUCGCUCCUCGGAGGCGUCCUUAGACGAGCCAAAUCGAAAAACGGGGGCAGAUCGUUGCGAGAGAGGCUAGAAAAAAUCGGCUUGAAUUUACCAGCCGGCAGGCGCAAAGCCGCAAAUGUCACUUUACUCACCUCCUUGGUGGAAGGAGAAGCUGUACAUUUAGCUCGGGAUUUCGGAUACAUCUGCGAAACCGAAUUUCCAGCCAAAGCCGUUUCCGAAUAUCUCAACAGACAGCACACGGACCCCACUGAUCUCCACUCCAGGAAGAACAUGCUGCUGGCCACCAAGCAACUUUGUAAAGAGUUCACGGAUCUCCUGGCCCAGGACAGGACACCCAUCGGGAACAGCCGGCCCAGCCCCAUCUUGGAACCCGGGAUCCAGAGCUGCUUGACUCACUUCAGCCUCAUCACCCACGGCUUUGGGUCGCCGGCCAUCUGCGCCGCCCUGACCGCGCUCCAGAACUACCUGACGGAGGCGCUCAAAGGCAUGGACAAGAUGUUCUUGAACAACAGCUCCGCCAACAGGCACACUUCUGGGGAAGGACCAGCUUUGCCCGCAUGGCUCAUGAGCUUCUUCAAAGAUGACUAGAACUCCCUACACAUUUCAUCAGGUACAGAGAUGAAAAUCCACAAUCCUGACUCCUUUUCUUUUAUUAUUAUUAUUAUUCAAAUCAAAGCCAGCGGUGUUUUUGUUUUUCUCGGAAUUCUGCCAGCGUACUUCUUUAAAGAAGCUCAAAGGGGAUAGAUUAAAGGAAGCACAGGUAACGGGGUAGGGCGGCGUGACAGGGAGAAGCCAGAUGCUUUGGGGGCUCAUGCGGAAUGAUCUUGCUAGCGCUGUA
Gekko japonicus is the source of this 1892-nucleotide messenger RNA. It is a transcript of the gene TFAP2B, whose product is annotated as transcription factor AP-2 beta (activating enhancer binding protein 2 beta). Gene Ontology annotation, biological process: regulation of transcription by RNA polymerase II; regulation of cell population proliferation; anatomical structure development. Bases 260 to 1642 code for a protein of 460 amino acids. Gene Ontology annotation, molecular function: DNA-binding transcription factor activity, RNA polymerase II-specific; RNA polymerase II transcription regulatory region sequence-specific DNA binding. Gene Ontology annotation, cellular component: nucleus. The record is from RefSeq and is a predicted model, not a curated record. The transcript has 8 exons. NCBI's taxonomy places the organism in Eukaryota, Metazoa, Chordata, Lepidosauria, Squamata, Gekkonidae.